AGAGCAGUUUGUUGAAGUAUUGACAGUUCAUAAUCAAUGUCAUAAUUAUCCGCUGAAUGUAAAGAUCCUGCUGCAACACAACACAAAUCAGCUGAGAAGAGAUUACCUGGAGGGACAACAGCUGAUAAAACUAUAUGUAGAGGGAGCUCAGAGUCAGAGCUACAUAUAAAUCUAGUGAAGAAAAAAUGUAUUUUGUUAGUGUGUUGUUAUUGUUGUCUGUUUGAUGGUUUAUUUGUGGUGCACUCUGUAACUUUGCUACAAGUAUUUAAAUAAUAAUAAUAACUGAACGUGAUGGUGAUGACUGUCAGUGUGAAUAUUAUAGGAAUAGUAUACAGUAUAUAUAUCUUAUAAUAGUUACGCUUUAGCUGUAGAAGUUCGCAGAUCCUUAAGAAAAAGCAGUAAUAGGCUACAACAGUGCAAACAUACUCAGUUACAAGUACAACAAUUAAAAUGUUACCUAAUUAAGGUAAAGUAGGCUACAUAAGUAUUAUUAGCAAAAUGCACUUAAAGUAUCAGAAGUAAAAGUACUCAUUAUGCAGAAUGGCCCCUUUGAGAGUUAGCAGUGAUGUAAAGUAGUGGAGCAGAAGGAGGCCCUGUAAUAAAAUGGAAGUAGGCCUACUCAAAUAAAGUGCAAGUAUCUUAAAACUGCUCAUAAGUACAGUGCUUAAGUAAAUGUACUUAGUUACAUUACACAUACUGUAUAUUAUAUAAUAUUAUAUUUCCAGAAAGGAUAUUGUUUCCAUAUAACGUGAAUCACCACUGAUGUUUCUUGUCUUCAGUAGAGUAUAGCUUAUUAAUUGCACGUAUGCCUGAAAGUUUGAUUUAAGGCGUCACCUCACCUGAAGCAGCUACCACUGGCUAUAUAGUAAAUGAUACAACAAUUAAAAGUACAGAAAGUGCGUAAUGUUGAACUUGAAAUUUGUCUUACUUUUUCCGUGUGUGUGUGUCAGGGAGGGGACAACUUGAGGCGCACUAAUGACUUGUGGCGGUGUGGGAAAACAAGGGAGGAGCAAACAGUAUGAACCUGAGUGUUACAGCAGCAGCACAGUCAGUCUGGAGUUAAAAAGGAAGCAAACCUCGUGUUUCAGUCAGUUUGGUCUCCUGGCUUUCAGUGAGGAGCCAACAUUUGAUCUGAGAAGCUGCGCGGUUCCUCCUCCAACUUCACCUCUCUGUCUGCUCUUCACGUCCCGGAAACAAGAAGCGGACAGAGAGACAGAAAGACAGCUGAAAGAACCAUGUUUGCCUUCAUGUUUCUCCUCCUUCUUGCUCCACAUGUGUUGUUGUCCUCGACACAUGUAGCAGUGAUCUCUCCUCAGGAUCCCGUCCUGCGUAUCGGCUCCAGUCUGACAGCCAAGUGCACGCUGAGCCCUGAGCUCGGCCUCCAUGCCAGCACGUUGUACUGGACACUGAACGGGAUGUGUCUGUCCAGCAGCACCUACAGCGUGGUGAGCCCUGACAUCCUGAGUGUCACCCUUCACAACCUCAAUGGCUCCCAGCAGCAGUCUGGAGACAACCUUGUAUGUCAUGGAGCAGAUGGACACGUCCUGGCUGGUUCAUGUCUCUAUGUGGGCAUGCCUCCAGAAAAGCCAGUCAAUUUAACGUGUUGGUCCCGCAACACGAAGGACUUGAGCUGCAAGUGGAGCCCGGGGGGGCAGGGUGAGACCCACAUCCGAACCCAAUACACCCUCAAGUACAAAUUGAGGUGGUACGGGAGAGAGAAGGAGUGUGAAAAUGACAGCACAGGGAAGCAGCGUUACUCCUGCUACAUCCCCCACAACCUCGCCCUCUUCACCCCGUAUGAGAUCUGGGUGGAGGCAGCCAAUCAGCUGGGCUCUGCCACCUCUGACAUCACCACCCUCGACGUCCUAGAUGUAGUGACCACAGACCCUCCUGCUAACGUGCAGGUGAGUCGUGUCGGCGACCUCGAGGACCAGCUGACGGUCCGCUGGGCCAGCACCCCCGAGCUCAAGGACAUCCUGUUUCAGGCCAAAUAUCAGAUACGCUACAGACUGGAGGAAAGCUCUGAAUGGAAGGUGGUGGAUGAUGUUGGGAACCAGAUGUCAUGUCGGCUGGCAGGCCUCCAGCCCGGGGCCGUCUAUUUUGUCCAGGUGAGGUGCAAUCCAGUGGGCAUCUAUGGCUCCAGGAAGGCCGGCAUCUGGAGUGACUGGAGCCACCCGGCUGCUGCUUCCACAGCCAGCAGUGAGCGGCUGCAGAGCGGCUCCUGUGAUCCAAAGCCUGGUGAGCAGAACUCCACCCUGCGGCGGGAACUCAAGCAGUUCUUCGGCUGGGUCCGCAAGCAUGCGUAUGGCUGCAGCGGCAUGUCAAUCAAACUGUACGAUCAGUGGAGGGUGUGGCUGCAAAAAUCGCACAAAACGCGCAACCAGGUAGAUUCUACAAGACGAUAAUUCAUAGCACCGCCACUCUGCACCACUGUGGUGUUUAAUUCAAGAACAGCAUAAAGAAACACUGACACAUAACUGGCCCCCGAGGGUCCCAGCUGUGUGAGAGGUCCAACACCCCGCCUGAGGGAUACUGCAGUGUUUGGUCAUACAGCCUUAACUUGAGUUUAAAGGGCCCAAGUGGAAGAUAACUGAAGUGAGACAAUGCAGCCUUUUUCUGACAUUUCCGCUGGCCAGAUCUGUCUGUUAGAUCUGUUGGCACAAACACAAAUAUUUAGGCUCUCAGUAACUGCACUUUUAUCCUCAAAAGAAAAAGGUUAUUGUAACAAUUUAGGCUUUUUAAUAACUUAAUGUGAGAUAAGCAAGUCUUUAAUGCUACUUUGAUGCCAAAUGGAACUAAAGCAUUACUGAAGCAUCUAAAAAACAAAAACAGAAUUGUAAUGACAGUAACAUGAGACAAACAGGAACAAAAUGUACAAAACAAUCUUAAUCCUACUUUUCCAGGUCAAGAAACGUUUGCAAAUUAUUUUUGUAAAGCUGUUGUUUUCUCCAAGCAAAUCUGAAUAUGUAAUAUUACAUUGUUAUGGCCUUUAGGAUGGUAUAUCAAUACCUCUACAUCUAUUACUGUUGGAAAUAACUAGUUCAGGGUAGGGCUUAAAUUAACAAUUAUUUUCAUUAUGAAUUAAUCUGCUGAUCAGCUUCUCAAUUAAUCAAUUAAUCGUUGUCUAUAAAAUAAAAGUGAAAAAUACCAGUUUCCUAAAGGCCAAUAACAUCUUUGAAUGUUUGUUUUUUUUUUUGUCUGACCAACUGUCCAAAACCCAAAGAUAUGCAAAAUACAAUAAUUAUAAAUCAAGGAAAACAGAAUAUACUCACAAUUGAGAAACUGGAACCAAUGAAUGUUUGGCAUUUUGCAACAAAGAACCCCCCAACUAAUUAUCAAAACAUCUGGCGAAUCAUUUUCAGUCGAUCAACUUAUCGAUUAGUUAUUUCAGCUCUAGUUCAGUGAAAACUAAAUUUGUGAAAUCAUUGAGCUGUUCAAACACAAUAAUCAGACAUCAAGUAGUGAGCUAUCUAAAAUGUUGUAUGACACAUAGUUAAAUUCAGAUAGGCUGGUUGUAUGAGUAACUGAAUCCCCAUGAAAUAAGGCCUCACUAUCUGUAAAAUGUAUAUACUGUCCUGUGUCUGAGUAGACUAUUUGUUUGAAGACCUUUUCAUACUGUUUAUAUUUUUAUAACUGCAUAUUUAAAGAAUGUUUUUUGUCUAACUUAUAUUCUUUUACCGCACCAAUAAUGCCUCUGAAAAAUACUGUGUAUAAUGUAUAGAACAGUAAAAAGUCAAACUUG
This is a messenger RNA of Siniperca chuatsi (mandarin fish), 3742 nucleotides long. It is a transcript of the gene crlf1b, whose product is annotated as cytokine receptor-like factor 1b. Gene Ontology annotation, molecular function: protein binding; cytokine receptor activity. Gene Ontology annotation, cellular component: external side of plasma membrane. Bases 1236 to 2405 code for a protein of 389 amino acids. The record is from RefSeq and is a predicted model, not a curated record. Gene Ontology annotation, biological process: cytokine-mediated signaling pathway. NCBI's taxonomy places the organism in Eukaryota, Metazoa, Chordata, Actinopteri, Centrarchiformes, Sinipercidae. The transcript is spliced from 8 exons.